Messenger RNA from Exaiptasia diaphana, 1688 nucleotides. RefSeq names its product ras-related protein Rab-39B. Gene Ontology annotation, molecular function: GTP binding; GTPase activity. Lineage: Eukaryota; Metazoa; Cnidaria; Anthozoa; Actiniaria; Aiptasiidae. The record is from RefSeq and is a predicted model, not a curated record. Gene Ontology annotation, cellular component: Golgi membrane. Bases 252 to 971 code for a protein of 239 amino acids. The transcript is spliced from 3 exons.
CUGCCUAAUGUUUUUAUGGUUCAUAUUCAGGCUCUCUCGGGGAAGUGACAAAAAAACGCUUUGCAAAAAUCAGCUGAGUUCUUUUAAGACAAAUCUCUACCGCAGAUCGGUGAUUUGUAAGUUCUACGAAGCUUUUUUCACAUCGUACGUUCCGAUCAAGUAUUCCUUCACCAGGAAAUCGACAAGAGUUGACAAUCGAACGGUUGAUCAACAAGAAACGAACAUUUAGUACGCAUGGAAUUGACAACGGAAUGACCACAGUGAACUACAAGAGAUUCGACAACAUGGAACCAAAAAGGCUUAAACACAAGUAUUUUUACCAGUUUAGGGUGAUCUUGAUUGGGGAUAGUACAGUCGGAAAGUCUUCCUUGCUUCGGCAGUUCACCGAAGGACAGUUUUUCGAGAAUUCAGACCCAACAGUGGGAGUCGACUUCCACGUUCGAGUGAUUGAGCUCAAAGGUGAUGUUAGAGUAAAACUGCAAAUCUGGGACACUGCUGGCCAGGAACGCUUUCGUUCAAUUACCUACUCCUACUACCGUAACACUGUYGGAUGUUUAAUAGUUUACGACAUAACAAAUCGUGACUCCUUUGUGAAUGUUCUGGACUGGUACAAGGAAGCAAAGCAGUGCGUUGAAGAAGCAGAGGUUGUUUUCAUGCUUGUUGGGCACAAAAUUGACAAAGAAUCGCAGCGAGCUGUUUCAACAGAAGAAGGAGAACGAUUUGCUGAUGCACACGAUAUGUUAUUCAUAGAGACUUCGGCCAAAAUCCUUUGCAAUAUUGAGGAAGCAUUUAUUCGCGUCACUGAAGAAGUUUACAAAAGGAUGGAAAGAGGAGAACUAGGGCUAAAGGAUGGAUGGGAGGGCAUUAAGGCUCUGCCAAUGCGCCCUCAAGAUGUCCUGGGUAUAGGUCAGUAUGCCUCUGUUGAGGAUUUGAUUGAACAGCAAGAAUCUCGACGAUGUUGUCCUGGUUAACAAUCAACAUUCUCAUCAAUAACAAAMCUAGCAAUUAUUAUUCAAAUUGUCAGAAUUCUUGUGUUCAUCURCCAUUCAGUUGUCAGGCAUCUUAGGAUUGGUGUUAUAGAAUCUGAAGCGUAGUGUAUUUUUAAAGUGUGGAUACUAGAGAAAUGACAAUGCACUUUGGKACARGAUUGAAUAACUCUCUUGCUUUAAUGCAAAACAUGAUGGUGUAGAUUAGAUUUUGUUUAAAAAACAUAUUCUGCGAUGCCCUUGGAGCAAAUUAACAUGUUAUUGCUUCAAAUGUCCUCAAUAUGUUCCGAAAAUAACAGAAUUCUGGAUGUUUUAUGGUAUGUUUUAUUGUUAUAUUAUGAAACUGUAAAAGUUAAUUUAAUGGAACUUUUAAUGUACAUUUUCAAGAUUAGCAUUUAGUUUAAUUUGCAGCAUACAUCAACUGAUUGUUUGUGUACUCUGCAAGUUCAAUAUAUCAGCAUUAGAAUUUGCCUCGAGUUCUUUUAAACAAUUAGUCAUGUUUUAAUUUUAUGUCAGGAAUUAUUGCUUUACUUUGGGUGGUGAAAUAUUAUUACUUAAUAUAAACUAUUAAAUUUUUAGAUGUUAUAAAUUAUUAUUAUUUUUAAAUGUUAUAGCACUGUACAUUGUGUUUGAAUUGAUGCAAAUGUUACACCCAAUAAUUAGAAGACRUCACUAGUAUAAUAAAUAAAUAUGUUGCAAUCA